GCCGGACGCCCGGUGCCCGCACCCGGUCCCGCCCCUCCCCAUCGCCCCGCCUCCAGCCCCGCCCCGCGCCCCACCUCCCGCCCCUGCCGGGUAUCCUCGGAGCUCUCGGCGCUUCGGGGCGGCGGGGGCGCACGGGGACUGCCCCGGACGGCGCGAUGGAGUCGAGCGGAGGCCGCGCGGAGGGCUCGGGCCGCGGCCCGCGGGUGCUGGUGGUGGGCAGCGGUAUCGCGGGGCUGGGCGCCGCGCAGAGGCUCUGCCGCCACCCGGCCUUCCCGCAGCUGCGGGUCCUGGAGGCCACUGCCCGCGCCGGCGGCCGCAUCCGCUCGGAGCGCGGCUUCGGUGGUGUGGUAGAGCUGGGUGCCCACUGGAUCCAUGGGCCCUCACAGGGCAACCCGGUCUUUCAGCUGGCUGCCAAGUACCAGCUGCUGAGGGAGAAGGACUUGUCAGAGGAGAAUCAGCUGAUCGAAACUGGGGGUCAUGUGGGCCUGCCCUCCGUGUCCUAUGCCAGCUCUGGGGUAAGUGUGAGCCGUAAGCUGGUAGUGGAGAUGGCGAGUCUGUUCUAUGGUCUCAUAGACCAGACUCGGGAGUUCCUACACACGCCUGACGCCCCAGUGCCCAGUGUUGGGGAGUACCUCAAGAAGGAGAUCCGUCAGCGCGCGGCUGGCUGGACAGAGGAUGAGGAGACCAGGAAGCUCAAGCUGGCCGUCCUCAACAGCUUCUUCAACGUGGAGUGCUGUGUGAGCGGGACCCACAGCAUGGACCUGGUGGCCCUCGUGCCCUUCGGGGAGUACACCGUGCUGCCUGGGCUGGACUGCACCUUUCCUGGGGGCUACCAGGGGCUCACAAACCACAUAAUGGCCUCCUUGCCAGAGGACGUGAUUGUUUUUAACAAGCCUGUGAAGACCAUUCACUGGAACGGGUCCUUCCAGGAAGCCUUGUCUCUUGGGGAGACGUUUCCAGUGUUGGUGGAGUGCGAGGAUGGAGCCUGCUUCCCUGCACACCACGUCAUCGUCACUGUGCCCUUAGGUUUUCUUAAAGAACAUCUGGACACCUUCUUUGAACCACCACUGCCCACUGAGAAGGCAGAAGCGAUCAGGAAAAUGGGCUUUGGGACCAAUAAUAAAAUCUUCCUGGAGUUUGAGGAGCCCUUCUGGGAGCCAGACUGCCAGUACAUCCAGGUGGUAUGGGAGGACACGUCACCCCUGGAGGACGUCGCGUCUGAGCUGCGGCACGUCUGGUUCAAGAAGCUCAUUGGCUUUUUGGUCCUGCCUUCCUUUGACAGGUCUGUCCACGUCCUCUGCGGCUUCAUCGCCGGGCUGGAGUCUGAGUUCAUGGAGACGCUGUCCGAUGAGGACGUGCUUCUGUCUCUGACCCAAGUGCUUCGCAGGGUGACAGGAAACGCCCAGCUCCCUGCGCCCAGGAGCGUGCUGCGCUCCCGCUGGCACAGCGCCCCAUACACCAGGGGCUCCUACAGCUACGUGGCCGUGGGCAGCACCGGGGACGACAUCGAUCAGCUGGCGCAGCCCCUGCCCAGGGAUGGAGCUGAGGCACAGGCUCUGCGCACAUCUGGCCUGAAGGACACUGUGGUUCCUUUCCUGUCUGUAGAUGCGAGUGUGCAACUGUGCAAGACUUUAUGCGUGUGUGUCUGUGAGUCUCUGGGCAGCUCCAGAUACUGUUUGCAGGGGAAGCCACACAUCGCACGUUUUACUCCACCACGCACGGGGCUCUGCUGUCUGGCUGGAGGGAGGCCGACCGGCUCAUCGCUCUGCGGGACCCACAGGCUCAGCUGCUUGGGCCCUGGCUCUGAGUCCUGCUUCUCCCCUUCUGAGCCCAGCUCCGCCCCUCCAGUGCCACGGGGAGGCUGACAGACAGUGUCUGUCCUGGCUUGAGAUUUGGGGAUGUUAAUGACAGCCUGCCUUUUCUGGUGACUGGAGGAAGCUCUCAUCUUUCAUGUCCUGAGUCUGGCCAGGGUCUAGCUAGAGCUGAGUGCGAAGUCUUCUUGGAGAAAUGAGACAUGGGAGGCCACCACUGCUGCUGGGGCAGGCACAUAAAGUCUGUUAACGCCUCCGUGUCUCCUCGUUCUUGCGGCUCAGGCCUGCGGCGCCCGUCACACCUGUGUUCACCAGGCCUGGGCCAUCGCUGGGCCAGGUGCCCCUCCCGUGAGUUCCCUAGACAUUGGGUGCUGUGGUUGCCCCUUGUCCCUGGCGCCUUCAGACAUUCCUGAGCUCUCACUGCCGGUCCCAGGACCACGGUGACAGAUAUUUAGUGGACACCAGCUGUGUGGCGCUGGUGGAGGGCCAGAGAGCGCGGACACAAGAGUACACAGGGCGCCCCAUCCUGACCUGGGGCCAGAGGCUUUCCAGAGGAUGUGAAUAAAAAAUCCCUCCAGAGUGCAGGGGGGUGGGAUGGUUGGGGAGUCAGGGGGAGUGGGGGGCAUGUUAGUGCAGUGGGCAGUGUUGGGGUAAGUGUGUCGGGAUGCCUGGGUGCUCAGCUCAGCUGACCCCAUCCUACCUGGCUGCAUUCUCAACGUGUCCCAGGAAUGGGUCACAGCGCUGCCACUUCCCAAUUGAGGGGACAUAAUAUGGAGGUCAAGGUCAGCCUCAAGGCUGCCCCCGCAGAGCUUGGUCUUCUUCCAAGGACAGGCCCAGGGAGGCUGGUGCUGUGGUCAGUGGCACUUGGGAGGAAGGUGCAGGCGAUGGGGCUCAUAGCCUUGCACCCACCCUGAAGCCAGUGGCUCCUGCCUCCCCUCGUGCCUCAGGCUGCAGCCAGUGAUGGGCUCUGGUGGGGGCGGCGGGGAGGACCCUGGCUGCAGGCACCAGCAAGCGUGUUUGUGUGUUUGGGGGAGGGGUCUUGGGGCCACACCUGCCUAGGCUCUUCUCCAGUCCCAAGUUGGCCCCAGCAUGCCCUGCAUGGACCCAUCUCGUUCUUCCCUCCCGGGUCAGAUGGCCCCUCCAAGGGGUCUUCCCUGCUGCUGUCCCAGAGUUCUGUAUGUGUGUCCCAUGCUCUGUCACUCUAGUGUUUUGUGUGGGACACCUGCCAGUCAGUUGUGGGAAAUCUGGAAGGUGACAGGGUUUUGUUUCAGGUUUGUGGUCCCAGGGCUCUGAGAGAUGCCGCUUCCCUCGGCCAUCUGUGUUGUUGACCUCCAAGGUUUCUUCAAGCUGCUUGCCUUGGGGAGACAUUUCUUGUACCCCAGGUGACAAAGGUGAGCAGGGCACCUGCUCCCCUCUUGGUGGGAGGGCUGCCCUGUGAGGCGGGGCCGGGGGCUGCGACCUCGUCCUCAUUCUCCUCUGGUGUCUGACUCCUCCCUUGAGUCCAUCAUCUCCGUCUGGGAGCCGCCUGGGAGGGCUUACCUCCCGCAGUCCUGGGAAUGUUUAGUGCUGAGACGGUCACAGUAGUGACAUUUUUGUGCUGAGAAUUCAAGCGUGUUUGGGGUUUUAGCAGCUUGUUCCAGAAAUUCCAUUAGAGUAACACUCUUGUACUCACCGUGUGCUGAGUAGUUGCUGGGAUUCAGAACUAAAGCUAAAACCUGACGCUACACAGAGUACGGACCGCAGGAAUCCUGGAUCCGUGUGUUGACAGUGGAGCAGGACUGCCGUCAGCGUUUCCAAAGGCUUUGUUUAAAAUGAGGCGUAUUUG
This is a messenger RNA of Lutra lutra (Eurasian river otter), 3636 nucleotides long. RefSeq names its product polyamine oxidase (gene PAOX). The coding region runs from base 156 to 1865 and encodes 569 amino acids. The transcript is spliced from 8 exons. Gene Ontology annotation, molecular function: polyamine oxidase activity. NCBI's taxonomy places the organism in Eukaryota, Metazoa, Chordata, Mammalia, Carnivora, Mustelidae. The record is from RefSeq and is a predicted model, not a curated record.